Molecule: messenger RNA, 277 nt
Organism: Strigops habroptila (Kakapo)
Lineage: Eukaryota; Metazoa; Chordata; Aves; Psittaciformes; Psittacidae
Product: serine protease inhibitor Kazal-type 6-like
Exons: 3
Coding region: 1-234 (77 amino acids)
Molecular function (GO): protein binding; serine-type endopeptidase inhibitor activity
Source: RefSeq, a predicted model, not a curated record
AUGAAGACAGCAGGCGUGUUGCUGCUGUUUGCUCUAGCCCUUUGCUGCAUCCCAGAUUGCAUCUAUCUGCAGGGCUACUGCAGAAACUACGUGGUACCCAGCAAUGUCUGCACUAUGGAAUACGUCCCACACUGUGGGUCUGACGGUGUUACAUAUGGCAAUAAAUGCUUAUUCUGCAAUGCAUUCCUGAGAAGCCGUCGGACUCUUCGCUUGAGAUCUCUUCGAAAGUGUUAAUUUCCUGACAGGCUUCAGCUCAUACAGAGGAAUCCUCCCUGGC